UUCGUCAUCACUUCCGCAUCCUGUUAGCUUAGCCCUCCUGGUUCUUCUUGCGUUCAUAGAAAUUGUUGGGACGGCGGGCGUUCAGAGGGUGUUGUUCAUUUUUCAUACGUUUCUCGAAAUUUGCCUCCCUGCUCCUAUUCUGCGGUGCUACCUUGACGCCGGGGUGGUGUCCAUUGAGUGCCACGGCUCCCCCUUAAUCAGCGAAAAAGACCGGAGACCGGAUUUUUGUGAAGGAUUUUUUUUGUGCUUGUUUUAGCCGAGCGCCAGGCACAUCGCACGCUGAUGGCGGUCACUAUUGAGGAUCUCUAUCGUAGCUACGGGGUCCUUGCUGAUGCCAAGGACGACGUCAGCCAGCACAAAGAUGCCUACCAAGUCAUCUUGGAUGGCGUGAAGGGCGGGCCCAAGGAGAAGCGUCUGGCUGCUCAGUUCAUCCCAAAGUUCUUCAGCAGCUUUCCGGAGCUAGCCGACGCGGCCAUCAACGCCCAGCUGGAUCUCUGCGAAGAUGAUGACGUGUCGAUUCGGCGUCAGGCUAUUAAGGAGCUCCCACGCUUUGCAACUGGCGACAACAUCCUCAAGGUGGCAGAUAUUCUCACACAGCUCCUCCAGACAGAUGACACGGCUGAAUUCAACCAAGUGAACGUUUCGCUGAUUUCGAUCUUCAAGAUUGAUGCAAAGGGCACCCUCGGAGGUCUCUUUUCACAGAUCCUUCAAGGGGAGGACAUUGUGCGGGAGCGGGCCAUAAAGUUUUUGUCCACCAAGCUCAAGACUCUGCCUGAAGACGUCAUGACAAAGGAGGUGGAGGAAUACGUCUUUGCAGAGACCAAGAAGGUGCUGGAGGACGUUACUGGUGAGGAGUUUGUGUUGCUGAUGCGCUUGGUGUCAGGCCUGCGCGUGCUGCAAACGGUGAGUGGGCGCCAGCAGCUGGUGGAGCUGGUGGUGGAGCAAGCCUUCCUGGAGCAGGCGCUCAACCCAGCUGAUCUUGACACAGUGGACCGCCUGCUGCAGUGCACGCGUCAGGCACUGCCCCUCUUUUCUAAAAAUGUCCAUUCCACACGUUUUGUGACAUACUUUUGUGAGCAUGUCCUGCCCAACCUCAGCACACUGACUUCUCCUGUGGCGGAGCUAGACAUUCAACUUGAGGUCCUCAAGCUGCUGGCGGAAAUGAGUCCUUUCUGCGGCGAUAUGGACAAGCUGGAGACCAACCUCAACAUGCUCUUCACCAAGCUUUUGGAGUACAUGCCUCUGCCGCCAGAAGAGGUGGAGAAUGGCGAGCAGCCAACCAGCGAGGAACCCAAGUUGCAGUUCAGCUAUGUGGAGUGUCUGCUAUUCACUUUUCACCAGCUGGGCAAGAAGCUGCCCGACUUCCUCAUCGACAAGGUGGACGCUGAGCGCCUUAAAGACUUCAAAAUAAGGUUACAGUAUUUUGCCAGAGGCCUGCAGGUUUACAUCAGGCAGCUGCGAGUGGCUUUGCAGGGCAAGACAGGAGAAGCGCUCAAGACUGAUGAGAACAAGAUCAAGGUGGUGGCCCUGAAGAUAACAAACAACAUCAACGUCCUCAUAAAGGAUCUAUUCCAUAACCCUCCAUCAUUCAAGAGCGCUGUCACUCUGUCCUGGAAGCCCGUUCAGAAGGCCGAGGCGGCAGCCGUGGCUCUCAAGCGUCCGUCUGGCGACGACGCUAACUCGGGCGCCAGCCUGAAGAAGCAGAUGGCCCCGCAGCCUCGACGUGAUGCGCGGCAGAUCUACAACCCACCCAGUGGCAAAUACAGUGCGUCCCUCGGGAACUUUAACUACGUACCGUGAAGUCCAGCCUUAUCUGCUUAAGAUGCUGCAACUGCAACCUGACUCCCAUAAGAGGAAGAGAAUGGAUGGAUAAAGAGACGUUUAUGUAAUAAAUAAUCGUUACAACCCUCCUGUUCAUGAUUUUGCUUCGUUUGGGUCCUGGUGAGCAAUCAGGUUGGGUUUAGAUUAGUGUAUUAAUUAACAACAAAUGUUUACAUAGGGCGGAAAGCGUUGAGGUCCCGGGUUCAAUACCGGACCCACCUGUGUGGAGUUUGUAUGUUCUCCCCGUCCUUGCGUGGGUUUUCUCCGGGCACUCCGGUUUCCUCCCACAUCCCCAAAACAUGCAACAUGAAUUAGACACUCUAAAUUGCCCCUAGGUAUGAUUGUUAGUGCGGCUGUUUGUCUUGAUGUGCCCUGUGAUUGGCUGGCAACCAGUUCAGGGUGUGCCCCUGCCUCCUGCCCGUUGACAGCUGGGAUAAGCUUGAGCACUCCCGUGACUCGUGAGGAUAAGCGGCUAAGAAAAUGGAUGGAUAGAUAAUAUUUACAUGGUAGUCUGCUAAAGUAUCGCACACAAAAAGGUUGGGGAACACUGAAAAAGAUUAGAAAUAUAUAGCUUGCUUAUUAAAUGGGGCAAAUCAUAUAUACAGUGCCUUGUGAAUGUAUUCGGCCCCCUUGAACUUUUCAACCUUUCCCCACAUUUCAGGCUUCAAACAUAAAGAUAUAAAAUAAAAAUGUUUUGUCAAGAAUCAACAACAAAUGGGACACAAUCGUGAAUUGGAAUGAAAUUCAUUGGAUACUUUCAACUUUUUUUUAGCAAAUAAAAACAUGAAAAGUGGAGCCUGCAAUAUUAUUCAGCCCCCUUGCAUUAAUACUUUGUAGCGCCACCUUCUGCUGCUAUUACAGCUGCAAGUCGCUUGGGGUAUUUCUCUGUAGGUUUUGCACAUCGAGAGACUGCAAUUUCAAUUGGAUUGA
This is a messenger RNA of Syngnathoides biaculeatus (alligator pipefish), 2751 nucleotides long. RefSeq names its product apoptosis inhibitor 5 (gene api5). Gene Ontology annotation, cellular component: nucleus. The transcript is spliced from 14 exons. Gene Ontology annotation, molecular function: RNA binding. The record is from RefSeq and is a predicted model, not a curated record. Gene Ontology annotation, biological process: negative regulation of apoptotic process. NCBI's taxonomy places the organism in Eukaryota, Metazoa, Chordata, Actinopteri, Syngnathiformes, Syngnathidae. The coding region runs from base 283 to 1800 and encodes 505 amino acids.